GGCUGCUUUCUCACCUCCUCCCUAAUAGGCACUCUGGCCCUCAGCCUCACUAUCCCACUCUCCAUCAUAGCAGACAUAUGCAUGCAGAAGGUAAGAGGGGGCACUAUUAUUGCCGGACGCACAUGUUGCCAUCAUACCCUUUAGCAUGACUGGUCUACCAAAACUGGUCUACUAAUAGUGGCACUCGGUUGUGAUGGAUGCUUUGUCACAUGCCACUUAGCGUAAUUCCGUUUUGUGACAGGGUAUCAUCUAGCGAUGUGAUGAGAGAACUUUGUCUGUCUGUCUGUGGGUCUCAAACUUUGAAACUGCAGAGUCUAUUCCCUUAGUAGAGUGCACGGAUAUAGCAUAAUUUGAAGUUUCAAAUUAGCAUAUAUUUUUGUGAGGAAAUAGUUUGAAAAGUUGAUGUCAAGUCACCAACUCUCAGUACAAGUACAAUGCACUACUCUUCUAUGAAUCAGUCCUUCUGAGAUGGUUGGGAUUGUUAUACCUGUAGCUAUUAUUGAUUCUUAAAAGCGUAAGUACAUUGCAAGUAUUGGAAUGUUUCUGACCCAUUGUUAGGCAGCUCGCACUUAAAUCUAUAAGUGUGCUAUAUAAGCAGCUAUCGCAUUCUGCACUGCUAUGUUUCUGUCCCCAGGUGCGUUUCUCCUGGCUGUUUUUCGCUGGAGCGGUUCCCGUAUUCCUCUCCUUCUUCAUCGCCACUCUGUUAUGUCACUACAACAACUGGGACCCUGUCAUGGUGGGCCUACGAAGAGUGUUUGCCUUCAUAUGCCGCUCGAAACACCGGAUUCAAAGGUAUUAGGGAAAACAAUUGUUACUCUUUGUAUUGUACUGUUAACUUGGCCGAUGCUUUGCAAGGUUUUACUUUCACAAUAAUUGUAAAAGCACACAUGCAUGUACGAACACACACACAAUCACUCUUAUAUUUUCCAAAUCUUUGUUAUAAAGUCUCUUCCCUAAUAAAAAGCAUGAGCUGGCGCACACCCAGAGAACAUCACUUAGUGUAGAGGUGCUGACUAAUGGAGAAUAAACUGUAAGCUAUAAAAACAAAUAGAGUCGCACACUAUGUAUAAACUUUUAUUGGGUAAAAAACCACCAACGCUUCGGCAUCACUGUGCCUUCUUCAGGUUAAUGUCAUGAAUGCUUCAACCUUGUUAUGUGAAACAUAAACACAAACAGUGCAAUUAGUGCAACCAAUGACAAUAGUGAGGGGUGUGUCGUAAUUGCUAGGUGAAUCAGAAUGAAUUAAGCAAAAACUGUAAGACAAUAGCCCACAGCAUAUUGAAUAAAUUAUGCCAUUGUUAUCAAUAUCAUUAGCAUCAACAUACAUUGUUAAUUUUUUUUUUACAUAUAUAUUUAAAUGUUUCCAAUUUAAUUAAAUGUUUUUGUUACAUGUAAUCUUUUGGUUAAACCAUAUUGCAUAAUAAGUAUCAUCAACAGGGGGGAACAUAUUGGGUGUAUGCUGAUAAGCUGUAGAACGAAUACAUUCAUUUUCAAGAACUGUUAACAAAAAAUAUAAUUGGUCAUAAGAAGGGCCUGAGAUCAAAGUCAAUAUUCAGACCACUAGGGGUUAAUGUUUUUAAGUAGGAUAUCCAGUAGGCCUCCCUCUGUAGUAGUAGGAUAUCGAUGUUACCUCCUCUCCUUGGUAGAGCAACAUGCUCAAUGCCUGUGUAUUUGAGGGAGGAGAUAGGAUGGUUAGCUUCAACAAAGUGAGCUGCUACUGGAUAGUCAGUGUUCUUACACCUGAUUGAGCUGCGUUGUUCAGCUAUGCGUUGUUUUCAUUGUCUUUUCGUUUGUCCUACGGAUGCUUUCCCACAUGUACAGGUGAUGAGAUAGAUUACUCCCUUUGUCUUGCAUGAGAUGAUACCCCUAACAGGGAUUUUUCGACCUGUAUGUGGGUGUGUGUGAAGGAUGUUUUUGUAGUGCUAUUGCACUGUGCGCAUGAGCCACAUUUGUAGUUCCCAUUUGGAAUAUUGCGACCCCCACUUAUAUACCAACAGUGGGGGUUCCUUGAAGAGGUGUGCAAUUAUUUUGUCUGAUUGCAGAAUAUGCCAGCGCUUUUUCAGGAUUGCUUUCAUUUUCUCAGAACACUUGGUGUACUUAGUGCAAAACACUGUUGCGUUGUUUUUCUUCUUUGGUUUAGUUUUUAGCAAUUCCUCUCUUGGUUUUUGAGAUAUUUUCAUCAUUGCAGCAUUGAGAGUUUUGUCCUUGUAGCCUCUCAUUUUGAAUGUAUCUGUCAUUUUCUUAGCAUUGCUGUCAAAAUCUGACUGGUGGCCACAGAUUCAUUUAAACCUGCAUAACUGGCUAUAUGGUAGACCAUUCUUGAGGGGAAGGGGAUGCAUACUAUCCGCACGUAGCAGGGUAUUGCAGUCUGUGGGCUUUGUGUAUCAGUCUGCAUGUAAUGCAUCAUUCUCUUUGAUGAUCCAUAAGUCCAGGUAAUUUAUUUUGUUCUUAUCAGUCUGCAUGGUGAAUUUGAGAUAUUCAGAGCUCUCAUUUAAUAGAGUUUGAAAUUCAUUUAGUUCCUGCUGACUUCCUUCCCAGAGCACAAAGACAUAAUCUAUGUAUUUCUUCCAUAGGAGGAUUUUAGAAAGUAGGGGGUGUGUGUCUUUUGUAAUUGAGUGCUUCCUCAAAUUGUCCCACAUUUGAGGAAGCAAAAGGGGAGCCCAUGCCUACACCCCGAAUUUGAAGGAAAAAGUCUGACUCAAAGAUGAAGUAGUUAUUGGAUAAUACCAGUUCAGCGAGUUGCAAGAUGCAAUCAUUGGAUGGCACAAGGGUAGGGUCUCUCUGCUGAAGGAAGUGUUGCAGUGCCUGCAAGCCUCCAGUGUGUGGGAUGUUAGUGUACAAGCUCUCCACAUCAAAAGUGGCCAGCAGGGUGCCCUCUGGUAUCCUUCCUAAGCCCUCUAUCAAUGAGAUCAUGUGACUAGUGUCUUUGACAUAAGAUGGGAGAUUCUCAACCAUCGGUUUAAUGUGGUAGUCCACAAACUUAGAAAUGUUGGACGUCAGAGUCAAUUGCUGCUACAAUGGGUCUACCUGGGGAGGAGACACUUGUUUGUGUAAUUUAGCGACUGUAUAAAAAGUUGGUAUCUUAGGAAAUUUCACACCUAGAAAUUCACAUUAUUUUUUGGUUAUUUGUCCUGAUUCCAAAUAGCUUUCCACUGUGGAUGUGAUAUUUUGCUGGAAUUCUAGGGUAGGCUUAUGAUUCAUUUUGUGAUAGAAGUCACCUUUAGAUAGUUGUCGGAGACAUUCAUUCACAUAGUCACAUUUGUUUUGUAUACACAUUCCUCCUCCUUUGUCAAAUUUUUUUAUGAUAAUCGAAGGAUCUAAUUGUAAGUCCUUAAGAGCCAUUCUCUCAUCUCUACUCAGGUUAUCAUAGGAUUUGUGUUUCUGUUUCUUUCAGUAGGUCAUCUACAUAAUUUUCAACAAUCCUGCAGAAGGUUUCUAUGGAUGUUUUUUACCAAAUAAAUUACUGGGAGUUUAUACAUAGUGUGCAACUCUCUUUAUUUGUUUUUAUAGCAUAAAGUCUCUUCCCUGAUAUUGAAUCAAGGACAAUGGAUAGCAUUGGUUCCUUUUAGGCUUGCGGGGUUCGUUGUAGUUCAAUUUGUUUGUCUUUAUGACAUUCAUUUAUUUGCAUUAUUGUAAUGGCCGUCAAUUCUUAUCUGAAUGCUAGUUGUUCCCAUUCAGGUAGUGAUUAUGAUUAUGAUCAUGAUCAUGAUAUCCUCUUCCGUCAGAUUGCCAGAAGAUAGCGAACAGUGUGAAAGCCUUAUUCCCUUACACACUGUCUCCCAUGACAAUGAAAGCUUCUGCUCGUGA
Coregonus sp. 'balchen' is the source of this 3807-nucleotide messenger RNA. The record is from the annotation of a GenBank genome assembly. NCBI's taxonomy places the organism in Eukaryota, Metazoa, Chordata, Actinopteri, Salmoniformes, Salmonidae.